This is a messenger RNA of Toxotes jaculatrix (banded archerfish), 1154 nucleotides long. RefSeq names its product diablo, IAP-binding mitochondrial protein a (gene diabloa). The record is from RefSeq and is a predicted model, not a curated record. Gene Ontology annotation, biological process: neuron apoptotic process; intrinsic apoptotic signaling pathway in response to oxidative stress. The transcript is spliced from 6 exons. Bases 186 to 995 code for a protein of 269 amino acids. NCBI's taxonomy places the organism in Eukaryota, Metazoa, Chordata, Actinopteri, Toxotidae. Gene Ontology annotation, cellular component: mitochondrion.
GACCGAACGAUUUCUAGCAGCAAGCUAAAUUUAUUACUCUGAUUUUACAAAGUCAAGACAACGGUGAGUUGACAGCAGAUUAGUUUGAACUGCAGAAAGUAGAAAGCCUGUAGUCAGCAACUCCUUUUACAGAGAUCAUAUCAGAGACGUUCUUCAAGUGCAGGAGAUUUCAUUAACCUGCAAAAAUGCAAGCUGUUCAUCAGUGUUCAGUGUGUGCCCGCCGUGCUGCUGGAGGAUUUCUGCGAAAUCACACAGACAUUUCAUUGCUGCAGACCAACAAGAGUGUGCUCAGAAGAGGAGCAUCCUGCAUCCGCGUCCUAAGCAGCUGUGAGAAUGUCCUGUUAAGCAGCAGGAAGCCAGGAGUCCAAGUGUCAGGGGAAUGGACAAACACUGCACACAUGAGUGUAGCAUCUUUAAGUGUUGCACGUGGGCUUUGUGCUGUUCCUUUUACACAGCAAGUGGAAAACCUUUCUCAUGACUCCCUGAUCAGAAGAGCAGCAUCAGUGAUUACAGACGGUUCAUGUACUUUCCUCUCCCAGACCACCUUGGCUCUCAUAGAUGCCCUUACAGAUUAUUCAAAGGCUGUGCACACACGCAUUGCUCUCCAAAGAAGGUAUUUGGCCUCACUGGGAAAACUGACCCCAGCAGAGGAGGAUUCGCUCCUGCAGGCGAUCAAUGGCCAGCGUGCAGAGGUUAGCAUCAGACUAGAUGAAUGCAAACGUUUUGAGUCAUCCUGGAUCAAUGCUGUCAACUUGUGCAAAAUGGCAGCGGAGGCAGCAUACACUUCAGGAGCUGAACAGGCGUCCAUCACAGUGAGGACGAACAUUCAGGUGGCCCAGUCGCAGGUGGCAGAGGCACAGAAACUGUCAGUGGAUGCAGAUAAGAAGUUGGCCGAGACUAAAGUAGAAGAGAUCCAAAGGAUGGCCGAAUAUGCCGCCUCCUUAGAUGAUAGUGAGGAGCAUGAGGUGCAUGAAGCUUAUCUACGAGAGGACUAAGAGAAAUAGGCAGAUGUUGGAAAACAGGAAAAAUAUGUUAAUUUCAUACUGCGACUUCAAAAGCUUUGAUCUUUCUACAUUUCAGUAUCCUAUUAUCUCUCUAUACUUUUUUGAGCCCAUAAGAUGUUGUUGACAAAGAAAAUCAAAUUUUAAGUAGGG